AUGGAAUGGCCUUUUCUAUACCCAGGCCUCUCGCCGUCUGUCUGGGCAAUUACUGCAGUUUUUGCCAUCGUCAUCUACGCUUUUUUGGAUGGAUCUCGGAGGGACAGCAAUGGCAACCGAAUUCCGAAGGGGCCGUGUGGACUUCCUAUACUGGGCUCCUUUCCUUUCUUGACUAAAUACCCCGAACUGACCUUGGAUUAUUGGGCCCGGAGAUAUGGCUCCUUAUAUUCAGUCUGGCUGGGGAAUCAGCUUUUUGUCAUCGUGUCUGAUCCCAAGGUUGCCAAGGACUUGAUGGUCACUCAUGGCAAUGUGUUCUCGUCUCGCAAGCAAUCAUACAUCAAGAGCCAAACCGUCUUUGCUGGUCGUGGCAUCACAACUACCCCAUAUAAUGACCGAUGGCGCAAGCAUCGUCGCAUUGCAAACACGUGGUUGAAUCAGCGUGCUGUUGACUCGUACUCUCCUAAUCUAGAUCGUGAAUCCAAGUCCCUCCUCAAAGCUCUGCUUGACGAGGGCCAAGCAGGGUCAGCCCCCAUUAACCCUCAGCCACAUGUCGGUCGUUGUAUCCUCAAUGGCAUGACGACAAUCAGCUUCGGCUUUCGUUUUAACAGCAUAGAUCAUACUUUCGUCAGACGUGCCUUGAGAAUCAAUCGGGAGUACAUGAAUUGCACUGCGUCCAUGUCCAACCUAGUCGACUUUAUUUCGAUCCUUCAAGUUCUACCUUCUUCGAUGCAUAGGCGCGGAAAGAGGCUCCAUAGUGAGUUGAUCGAAACUUAUGGAGGGCUACUUCAUGAGAUCGACCAGAGGAUGCAGCAAGGUGCAGACGUACCUAAUUGUCUCGCGAAGACUAUAGUUGAGGUCCGCGAGAAAGAAGGCCUAGAUAGUCUGGACAUGGCUAUGCUCGCCUCUGCGUUCAUGAUCGGUGGUGUGGAAACAACGGCUGCUAUUAUGCAAUGGUUCUGCGCUUUGAUUCCAGCCUAUCCCGAGAUUCAGGCUGAGGCUCAGGCUGAACUUGAUCGUGUGGUUGGGCGUGACCGCCUGCCUACUAUCGAAGAUCAGAAGAACCUCCCCUACUGUCGUGCCAUUAUCAAGGAAGUCGAACGUCUUUACAACCCCCUCUGGCUGGGCACUCCGCAUUCAACAAGUCAAGACUUCGUCUACCGCGGCCAUUAUAUCCCGAAAGAUACUGUAGUCGUCCUGAAUACCUGGACCAUGCACCACGAUCCAGCCCGCCACUGCAGCCCCGAUGAGUUCAAGCCUGAGCGCUACAUCAACGAUGCUUUAACCUCCGCGGAGAGCGCAAACAUUGCUGAUCCAAUGCAACGAGACCACUGGAUAUUCGGUGUCGGUCGUAGAAUAUGUCCCGGAAUGCUUGUCGCCGAGCGCGAGCUCUGGCUUAACAUUUCCCGAAUGCUGUGGGCCUUCAACAUGCACGAAAUCCCUGAAGAACCGAUCGAUUUGACAAAGUACGACGGUCUCUCAGGGCGUUCUCCCGCGCCGUUCCGGAUUCGGCUGACGCCACGAGAUGAGAAUGUGGCUAGGGUUCUGGAGGGCGUUGAGCUGUGA
This is a messenger RNA of Aspergillus ibericus CBS 121593, 1563 nucleotides long. Its product is annotated as cytochrome P450. Gene Ontology annotation, molecular function: monooxygenase activity; iron ion binding; oxidoreductase activity, acting on paired donors, with incorporation or reduction of molecular oxygen. The record is from RefSeq and is a predicted model, not a curated record. The transcript is spliced from 8 exons. Lineage: Eukaryota; Fungi; Ascomycota; Eurotiomycetes; Eurotiales; Aspergillaceae. The coding region runs from base 1 to 1563 and encodes 520 amino acids.